Molecule: messenger RNA, 1827 nt
Organism: Mixia osmundae IAM 14324
Lineage: Eukaryota; Fungi; Basidiomycota; Mixiomycetes; Mixiales; Mixiaceae
Exons: 12
Coding region: 1-1827 (608 amino acids)
Biological process (GO): nucleotide-sugar biosynthetic process
Molecular function (GO): GDP-L-fucose synthase activity
Source: RefSeq, a predicted model, not a curated record
AUGUACGAGCGUGCUGAUGCCGACCAGGCCAGCUCGGAUGCACGAGUGAUCCAGCCUGGCGUUCAACUAGCAGAGGUCGAGACCACUCGCAGGCUUUCUGAGCGGAUAUCGGGGCUAGCUCUUGACCGAGAGUUCACAGGCAGGCCUAUCGAGCUUUGCAAACUGGACCCGACUGCCAUAGGUCGCGGAACAGUACGCCAGCUGUCAACGAUCUUCGAGACGAAGUGCUGGCUAUGCGGUGGCGCGGCGCAGACACAGGCCCGCACCUACAUCGCUGGCGCAAGGCGCUUAGCGGAAAAAAUCCUCAUCGAGCAAGAUGUCGUGCCUGCGGCGCUGAAAGGGUCAGCAUGCUCGUUGACGAUGAGCGAACCGAACCUUCUCGCACUUCUUUCAGGUUGCAUACUAGCGCCUGCUCCACUGACCUGUCAAGUCAAGCAAGUCAGCGGCAGAGCUUGCCCGGUCACAAGGUUGCUAUCUACUAGCGCACACAGGCAUCACGCCUGUACCAAGUCUCUCUGGAGCUCAGGCAAGCCCUCAGUCUACAGACAGAAUCUCCCGGCAGGCACCUGUCAGACGCUGCAGCGACGCCUUUCGCCCGGUGAGAAUCUUACAAUGCGAAACACGCUGCUGAUGUCCAGAAAGGCUCGCUGCCCUCAUCUAUCAGCUCGCAUCAUCACUUUCUCCACUCUCAAGACCGGAAUCAGCUGGAGACUGGACUUGGAAUCGUUGCACCGGGCGUAUCUGACACAUUUGUAUCUGUCGAGCCAGCCUUUGACGCUGCGAUCCUCCGAGUGCUCGUACGGAAGUCCCACGCGCAGGUCGCUCGUCACUUCUUCUCCAAUGUCGACUCAGCAGAUCAUUCUUGUCACUGGUGGCACGGGACUGGUCGGCCAAGCAAUCAAAUAUGUGGUCGAACACGAACCGGUAGGAUCGCGCUUCGGCAAACAGUCAGCAGACGAGAAGUGGAUCUUUCUCAGCAGCAAAGAUGGUGACCUGAGAGACUUCGCCGCGACAAAGGCCAUCUUCGAAAAGUACAAGCCGACUCAUGUCAUUCAUCUGGCCGCGCUCGUCGGUGGCCUCUACAAGAACAUGGCCUAUAAGCUCACCUUCCUGCGCGACAAUCUGUUGAUCAACGACAAUGUGCUGCAUUGCGCGUACGAGGCCAAGGCGGCAAAAGUCGUUUCCUGUCUAUCGACCUGCGUCUUCCCGGACAAGGUGACGUAUCCUAUCGAUGAGACCAUGGUUCACAACGGCCCGCCACAUGAAAGCAAUUUCGGAUAUGCGCACGGCAAGCGCCUCGUCGACGUACAGAAUCAUGCAUACAAUGAAGAGUUUGGCUGUCGGUUCACUUCGGUCAUCCCCACCAAUAUCUUCGGACCCUAUGACAAUUAUGACCUCGAAGACAGUCAUGUCAUCCCGGGACUCGUGCACAAAUGUCUGCUUGCCAAGAAGAAUAAGACGCCUUUCGUCGUAGCGGGCACCGGCAAGCCUCUGCGACAGUUCAUCUUCUCGCGCGAUCUCGCAAAGCUCUUCGUCUGGGUUCUGCGCGAAUACGAUUCGAUUGAUCCCAUCAUCCUUUCCGUCGGGGAGGCAGAGGAAGUCUCGAUCAAGGAAGUGGCGGAUUCGAUCGUCGAGGCUGUGGACUUCAAAGGCGACUAUUCGUUUGACACCUCCCGAGCUGACGGGCAGUUCAAAAAGACGGCCAGCAACGCCAAGCUGAUGACAGCCUUGCCUGACUUCACAUUUACGCCUUUCAGACAGGCUCUCAAAGAGAGCGUGUCCUGGUUUGUUGAGAACUAUGACACGGCUAGGACGGGCAAGCAUUAG